This is a messenger RNA of Arachis duranensis, 651 nucleotides long. RefSeq lists its product as uncharacterized. Lineage: Eukaryota; Viridiplantae; Streptophyta; Magnoliopsida; Fabales; Fabaceae. The record is from RefSeq and is a predicted model, not a curated record. The transcript has a single exon. Bases 1 to 651 code for a protein of 216 amino acids.
AUGAUUAGCAGGAAGCACUGUUGGGUUAUAAGGAGGUACAAUGGUAGCCAUACCUGUAUUAGAGCCAAUAUUUCUCAGGAUCAUUCUAAGCUGGAUUCGAUCACAAUUGCAGAAGUCAUCAAGCCGUUGGUCAAAGCUGACCCCUCGUUAAAGGUAAAAUCAGUUAUUGCAGAAGUGCAAUCGAAGUUCAACUACACCGUCAGUUAUCGGAAAGCAUGGUUGGCUAAGCAAAAGGCAGUAGAAAAAAUAUAUGGAGGUUGGGAAGCAUCGUACGAAGCAUUGCCUAUAUGGUUUGAGGCCAUGUAUCAUAAGGAGCCAUCAACUGUCGUCCAUUUUGAGACUAUGCCUGCAUAUCAAAGUGAUGACUUGGUGACUGAUAUUCGGGUAUUGCGUAGAGUAUUUUGGAGUUAUUACCACUGCAUUAGAACAUUCCGACAUUGUAAGCCAAUUGUCCAGGUAGAAGGGACUCACUUGUACGGAAAGUAUAAGGGUUGUCUUUUAGUGGCAGUUUCACAGGAUGACAACAACAAUAUCGUCCCAAUUGCAUUUGCUAUUGUAGAGGGAGAGACUUCUGAUGAGUGGCACUUUUUUCUCAGUAACCUGCGACAACAUGUUGUCACUCGGGAUGGUGUGUGGCUGAUAUCCGACUGA